Marasmius oreades (fairy-ring Marasmius) is the source of this 1360-nucleotide messenger RNA. RefSeq lists its product as uncharacterized. Lineage: Eukaryota; Fungi; Basidiomycota; Agaricomycetes; Agaricales; Marasmiaceae. Bases 261 to 1196 code for a protein of 311 amino acids. The record is from RefSeq and is a predicted model, not a curated record. The transcript has 5 exons.
ACUCAUUGUUCUUUCCUCCCGCCGCCAUUGUUCUGAGGAUUUGUAUAGGGACAAUAAAGGUCGUAGGUAUGUAAGAGGGGCAGUAUAAGAAUAAAGAGUUGUACAUGGAACGCUACUCUCAUCUCCUUCUCCUCCUGCCCGACUGCAGCCAAACUCCUCUCUUUAGAGUUUCCUAUUUUUCUAUUUUAUUCACGACCUUUCACGGGUGCUGGAACACCACUUUCUAAACGAAUUUUCAAGACUCAAACUACGCGUGGAAAAUGGCUCCCCCGACCCGUGUCUUUUUCUUCUUCGGACUCAAUGCCAUCCGUUUCCUGAGCAUUAUCUCUCUCUUACUCGUUUUUGCGAGCGGCAUUUUCGUCAUGGUCACAAAUAUUAAAGCUGUCAAUGUUUUCCAAGCCGGUAUCAAAAGCGGCAACGCAACCGCGGAAGAGUUCAUGGAGUGCGAUUAUAUCGAAGGUAGUACAGUUCCAAACCAGCCAGCUGGCGUGUUUUGGGCCGUCGUUUCGAGUUUGUUGGUCAUAUUCCAAGUGAUCAUUUUACUGCUCUCCGAAUGUAGCUGGCCUAUGGUGUUCUUUGAUCGCUUCUUUCCAGUCUUGGGUUCUAACUUUGGCUUGGGCGCAUUGGGCAUCUUUCAAUGCCUGAUCGGCGCCCAGAUUCUCUCGCACCACGUAGACGAUUUCACCCUCGUCGCUGCCUUCCUCCUGUUCUCGGUGGGUUGCCUCAACAUGUUCCUCGGACUCAUCUUCCGCGAAUCGGCAAAACAAAGACGGUCCAUUCGAGUAUGGCGUUCGGAUUCGAAGCCUAUCCUUCCUACCAUCUCUACAUCCAAAGGAUCUGAACCCGUCUUUGUCAACGUUUCACCCACAUUUACGCCUUACCAACCACCGUUCGUGGCAGAUUUUGGCGUAGGACGAAGUGGCAGUGAGAAAUCUGGAAUGGGAUUCGGAAGGCAAGGGGAGAAGGCUGCGGGGUUGAGAGGGUUUAUAUUGCAGAAGCCUGAGGAAACACUUCCGAGAUAUGUGAUGCCUACGCCUUCCCCACCGGUUGCACCAGCGGCUGGGACAACUCCCGAAUCCCCGAAAUCGGCCAGGUCGUCGACUUCGAGUUUUGCUUCGCCGGUGUAUCGGGAUACUAUGCGUGAUGAGGACUUUGAGCAGAAGCCUAGGUUUAAGUCUAGUUCGACUGCUCUCUGAUUUUUCAAGUUUAUGGACUGUUGGAUUGUGGAUAUCGGACCCUGCUAUCGUACGUAUGCUAACUGCCCUAAUAUCUAAAACGGGCAGAUGUAAUUGUUUACUCUACGCCUCUUUUUGUAUUUACGAGCCUCUGUAUCGAUAAUUUCAGGUUUUCAUCACUCGCC